Messenger RNA from Aplysia californica (California sea hare), 3900 nucleotides. RefSeq names its product alpha-protein kinase 1. Gene Ontology annotation, biological process: regulation of transcription by RNA polymerase II. The record is from RefSeq and is a predicted model, not a curated record. Lineage: Eukaryota; Metazoa; Mollusca; Gastropoda; Aplysiida; Aplysiidae. Gene Ontology annotation, cellular component: nucleus. Gene Ontology annotation, molecular function: DNA-binding transcription factor activity, RNA polymerase II-specific; RNA polymerase II cis-regulatory region sequence-specific DNA binding.
UUGGAUUAUCCUCCUCAUCGCUCGUCUCAGGUUUUCCUUCCUCCAUCAACCUCAACUUUUACUAGGGUAGGAAUCCAACCGACCAAAAGUCGCGCGCCUUCUCGCACGCACGAACGAACGAACGAAGAGAGGGAGAGAGAGAGGGGGAGAAAGAAAAAAAAAAGAGUCUUGUCUUGAAUGACAGGGCAAGUCGUUUGCGGUCUUGGUUUAGCGUGCCGUGACUGGUCCUUGGCCAAUCGUGAGGCGCCUUCUGCCUGUCUUCUAGCCAAUGGUUGGCGGCAUCUCCGAGUCGCGAGGAAAUGAUCUGUGCGCACGGACUGUCUUGACAGAAGAUAGCUCCGCCCCCCCUUGGAGGUACUCGUGUGUCUGAGAGCUAUCGUCACGUGCCCGCGCGGAGAAUGUUGUGAUAAAAGGUGUGAGUGUUCAUAUCGUCUGUUUGGCUUCGCGAUCGUUCUCAGUCGAUGCGGUUGAGAACGAAUGUUGCACACUUCCGAGAAAGCGAAGGAGUUCAGUUCGUUCGGUGAUCUCAGCCAAGCUAGCAGAAUCCGGAUUAGAAGAAGGCUGCAAGUAGUGGGAAGAAGUUGGACGUGAAAGCGAGAUAGAUUAGAUAGAGAGCGUUGUGCUGGAAAUAUUUAUUCUAAUAUACGAUAGAUUUACUGUGACAGAUUCGCAAGAAGGUCUCGCAUCACUGAAGAAAUGCGUUACUUCUUCCACGAUGUGCCUUUGUAGUCUUUUGUAAAACACAGCACCGGGCGUGCGUGUUUUUGUAGUGUGCAAUAUUACUUCUGGAAGACAAGUUUUGUCUCUGUGAAGUGGAACUUGAGAAAAAGUGAAGCUACCAACUCAUCUUUAUAGCAUCAUACAUCAGUGUCUUUGGAUCAUUGUGUGUGUGAGUGUGUUUGUGUGUCUGGCAAUAGCAGCAGUCAGUUCAAAGAGAGGAUCUUUGUUGAUUUUUCCCCCCCUAAAGGCCACGGAUAUCACAGGAAUUUACGCAGACGAGAAGGGCUGUGUACUGAGAGUGUGUUGACUUAAUGCAGAAGACGCGGCUUUUCAGGAGUACCCAGUCCUGCUAGUAACUACAGCCAGCUGUAUGAUGCAGGCCACCUGUCCUCCAGUGGACGCCUCCCAGCUACUUCGUGACAUCUUGCAGAGCAAAGAGAAAUAUCAGGCCCAGCUCCACGACAACAACAACAGCAGCAGCGGCAGCAGCAUCAAAGACAUAUACCCGGCGGCGGACUGCAACUCGGAGAUGAUCUCUCCCCUGCUGCAUAGCAAGUCCAGCGACAUGGCCUACAAUGAUAGGGACAAUGAUAACGACGUCGAGAACGAUAAUGAGAACGAUGGGGAUGUCGAUGUGAAGGUGGAGGGUGGGUAUGCGGGUGAUCGCGUGGGUGACGAGCAGUCUGAUGACCAGGACGAUAGUUUUAUGGACGAUUCCAAUGUUGAAGAUUCAGGGAAAGCUGUUGGAGGCAGCGGCGGUGAUAAUAACAGUAGCCUCAGAUCGGGUACUCCUGCCGUAGGAGAGAGCAAAGAAGCAAAGCGAGCGCAUGUAGAAAAUAUCCUGUCAAAUAUGAGGCAGUCCCCGCCUCCUCACCACCCCCACGACACAAUGGACUCGUCAUUCAGUUCAGCCACGAUGGACGUGAAGAGACAGAAAAGGAAGCAGCCCCAGCCACAGCAACACGACGCGGCUACCAUGAACAACUGCGAGGAGCUGUCUCUGCAGAGGCAGAUGAUGCACUUCCAGGAGCAGAUGCAAGCUGCAAAGCGGAAGCGAGAUGAUGACGUCAGUGUUGAUGACGAGAACCUCGAUAGCGAUGACGAAAUCAGCAGCAAACCGGAAAGUCCUAUAAUGGUUGGGGAGAACACGAAGAGAGCGAGGGUGGAGCAUCUUCUGAGCAGUAUGAGAACGUCCUCCUCGUCACCGCACCACCACGUCGAGAACGGUUUCGACUACAACAAUGGCGUGUCUCCAGACAGCGACAGCGGGAAGAAGCAGAAGAGGAAGCAGACGCAGCCUCAACAGCACGACAACAGCAAAGUGGAGGCGCUCAAAGAGGGUGGGGCCCUCGCGCUGAGGCACGGAGUUCACAGUCAGCUCACGUCUCAUUCAAAAUUCGACUCCAAUAACGAUGACAGUGUCACGGAUGGCCUUGAUAGCUCCAUGAGCGAAGCUAACCACAGCAGCAGCGCCUACAUGGGCCCGGACACCAUGUUCAGGAACAACUGGUAUCGCAGUUUGGCGGAGAAGGAGUUUGCCCCGUCAUAUCACAAUGGGUUCGAUCCUCACUUUUAUCGGGAGAAUUUGUUCAGACAUAAUUUCUUUGGCUUGAGGCCCGAUCUUGAUCCCAUGGCGGCUUUGAGGAACGUGACCAAAAACCUCCACGCACGUACCUCGGAGGCGGGGCAUCCCGGUGAUGGACAGCCCAAAGUCCCGCCCGCUGACCUGUCGAAAAUAGUGAAUGCCCUGAAGAUUGAACUAGUCCAAGCUAUUAACAAAGCUAUUGACAGUGCUGUGACCAAAGUGAUGAGUGAGAAACAGAAUAAUAACUCGGCUAGUGAUGCUCUUGACUCUAAUUCAACGUCACAACAUCAGCAACAACACCAAGACAGACAGCAACAGCAGCAACAACAACAACAACAGCAAAAGCAUCUCCAAUCUCCAAGCUUACCCCUUCAUUUCCCACAACUUCAUCAUCACACCAUGCAACAGCAGCAGCAGCAACAACAACAGCAACAGCACCAGCAACAACCGCACCAUCAACAGCAACAACAGCAGCAGCAACAGCAGCAGACACCACAGCUGCCACCAACAUCUCAAGGAUCUGAGCCCCGAGAAGCGUUGAAAGAAACUGUGAACAACUCCCAACAAGGCGGCGAAAAGAAACCAGAGCUCAUCGUGCCUUUCAGCGACCACCUCCACUUCCUGGAACGUUUCGGGAGUCGACUACACCAAGAGAAGCUCAGCGCUUUCGAACCGCUCCACAAGCCCGAGAGCGACCUGAUCACCCCCCACACUGGACCCUCCAUGCCCUUUCACCCGCAUUUCCCUUACUUCCUCCCGACUCAGAUGCUCCCACCCAUCUACACAGGGGAACCAGAACAGACAGAAGCUCUGCCCCUCAUCGUGAACACCCCAAAGAAGAAGCGCACGAAGGUCACGGACACGCGCCUUAGCUCUCCCCGCGGAGCCAGCGGCGGAAAACCGCCAGGCAUGCUCCUCCAGGACAACACUCCCAGCUCCAGCAUGGACCACGCCGAGGCGCAGCGUCAUCUUGCCGCGGCGUUCCCGCACGCGUUCUUGCCGCCAGCUCUGCCCACGAGCGUGGCCAUCACCAACCCGUCUUUGAGUCACUCGGACCUUUUGGCGCUGCGUCUCAGAGAAGCGAGUUUGGCCGCCGCCGCUGCCGACUCCCGCAUCCCCAGCCCACAGGACCACCACUCCAGAGGCUCCCCGAGGUCGCCAAUAGACUCACCCUUCAUGUACGAGAGGGGCAGCAUGAGCAUGUCUUCUGACAUGAUGGACGCAAACGGCGCCAACGGCCACAUGACGUCCACGCUGACGCCCAUGCACCUGCGGAAGGCCAAGCUGAUGUUCUUCUACACGAGGUACCCCACGUCACCCAUCCUCAAGAUGUUCUUCCCUGACGUCAUGUUCAAUAAGAACAACACGGCACAGCUCGUCAAAUGGUUCUCCAAUUUCCGAGGUCCCCCAGAACUUUAUCCAGGCAGCACAAGCAGCCCUAAAGGAAUUCUUCAAGUCCAUACAAGCGAAUAAAGACGCUGAACCGUCUUGGAAGAAAGCCAUCUACAAGAACAUUGCCCGUAUGGACGCCACCCUGCCAGAGUUUUUCAAGUCACCAAACUGGAUGGAGCAGAUUAGUGAUCAGUGAGGGAAAA